Molecule: messenger RNA, 960 nt
Organism: Neohortaea acidophila
Lineage: Eukaryota; Fungi; Ascomycota; Dothideomycetes; Mycosphaerellales; Teratosphaeriaceae
Product: phosphate transport protein MIR1
Exons: 2
Coding region: 1-960 (319 amino acids)
Biological process (GO): mitochondrial phosphate ion transmembrane transport
Cellular component (GO): mitochondrial inner membrane
Molecular function (GO): phosphate transmembrane transporter activity
Source: RefSeq, a predicted model, not a curated record
AUGGCCAGCUCCAAAGAUUUGCCGGCCGGCAAGGUGACGCCCGACUUCACCCUCUCCGAUUACUCCAAAUUCUUCGGCGCUGGCGCGUUAGCAGCGACCUGCACACAUGCCUCAGCCACUCCAAUUGAUGUGGUCAAGACUCGGAUACAGGUCGAUGAUUCGCUCAAAGGCCAGAACAUGCUCCGCGCCGCCCGCACCAUCAUCGCAGGCGAGGGCGCCGGUGCGCUACUGACUGGCUUCGGCCCCACAGCCGUCGGGUACCUCGUGCAGGGCGGAGGUAAAUUCAUGGGCUACGAGUUCUUCAAGAAGAAGUUCAUCGACCUCGCCGGCAGCGAGGAGACGGCCAUCAAAUAUCGCAUGCCCAUCUACCUGAGCGCCAGUGCAGCGGGAGAAUUCUUCGCCGACGUGGCGCUAUGUCCGCUGGAAGCGACGCGCAUUCGCCUCGUCUCGCAGCGGGGCUACGCGAGCGGCUUGUUGCCCGGCUUCAUGCGGUUGGCGAGGGAAGAGGGCUUCCGCGGCUUCUACUCGGGCUUUGUCCCGUUGAUCUUCAAACAGAUCCCGUAUGCCGUCGGCCAGUUUUCCGUGCACGAGUUUGCGAACGAGGCUAUUUUCCGCAGCAUGGGCGCGGAGCGCAAAGCGCAGCUCUCACAUUUGGAGUUGACGGGCGUGGAGCUCACAUCGGGCAUGGCGGCGGGUGUGGCGGCCGCGGUGCUCUCGCAUCCCGCUGAUACCCUCCUCAGCGCCAUCAACAAGGGAGCGGGCGACAAGAGUCAAUCGACGAGUGCGCGGAUGUUUUCGCUGGCUAGAGAGUAUGGGCCGAGGAGACUGAUGUUUGCCGGUCUGGCGCCGAGGAUUGUGAUGACGGUUGGGCUUGUUGCUGGGCAGUUUGUCAUUUACGCUCAGUGCAAGACGCUUGUUGGUGCGCCGCCGGGUAUUGAGAUUCAUAAGGAGGAGGCGUAG